This is a messenger RNA of Chenopodium quinoa (quinoa), 2120 nucleotides long. RefSeq names its product E3 ubiquitin-protein ligase PRT1-like. The transcript has 7 exons. The coding region runs from base 419 to 1849 and encodes 476 amino acids. Lineage: Eukaryota; Viridiplantae; Streptophyta; Magnoliopsida; Caryophyllales; Amaranthaceae. Gene Ontology annotation, biological process: proteasome-mediated ubiquitin-dependent protein catabolic process. The record is from RefSeq and is a predicted model, not a curated record. Gene Ontology annotation, molecular function: ubiquitin protein ligase activity; zinc ion binding.
UCGAAAGUCACAAUUCCCAUGAAUUUGCAAUUCCCUCAUUUUCACUUUUUAGUGUCAACCAAACAACUCACCCAUUUUCAAAUUUCCAUGAUUUUUGACUUCCUCCAUUUUCUUUGUGUAACCAAACAACCCCUAAGAUUACCGACCAUUUCUCGAGAAUUACAAUUAAGUGAUUAACAUAAAUAGUCCGUCAAAAACCACAAAAAAAAAAAAAAAAAAAAAAAAAAAAAAAAAAAAAAAAAACAAUAAUAUAAAUAAAUAGAUAAACUUGUUACAACAAAUUUCUAAUCAUUUAUCCCGUCAAAAAAAUUGCUAAUCAAAAUUGACCUGCCUUGGGUUUUCUUUACCUAAAUCUUCUCCUUAAUUUUCUCUCUCCUAGGGUUCUACAAUACACUUUAAUUCAUCAAAUCAAUUUCAUAUGUCAUUUCUCAAUUGUUUUUCUUCCGUUAUGGCCAAUAAUUCUUCCAAUUGCUUGGAACUUGAUCAUCACGAAGAAACAAUUUCUGAUUCUUUCAUUUGCUGCGUUUGCUUAGAUCUACUAUACAAGCCCAUUGUGCUAGAAUGUGGUCAUGUUUCCUGCUUUUGGUGUGUUCAUAAAUCUAUGGACAUGGUCCAUGAAUCUCAUUGCCCAAUUUGUAGGAAUCCAUAUCAUUACUUUCCAAAUAUAUGUGAAAUGUUGCACUUCCUGCUUUUAAAGAUGUAUCCCUUAGCCUAUAAGAGAAGGGGGAAACAAAUUCUUGAGGAAGAGACUGCAAGGAAUUGCUUCUCACCUCAGCUUGAUUGUGAAGAAGACAACAGUACUGAUGGAUCCAAACCUUCUCAAGAUGCCAAUGCUAUGUCUGAUCCGGCUUCAUCCUCCUGCAUCACUAGGGUAGGCGAAAAUUCUUCAAAGAUGUAUAGUAAUGGUUCAGAUGAUAUUAAGGAAAAGGAUUUAUCAGCUAUCAAUAAGGAAAAGGUUUCGAGUUGUGAUGUCCUAUGUCCUGCUUGCAAGGAACUUCUAUAUCGUCCUGCAGUUCUAAAUUGUGGUCAUGUUUACUGUGAAGCUUGUAUAAUAGUUCCGGAAGACGGAAUAAUCAUAUGCAAAGUUUGUGAGUGCCCACAUCCAAGUGACUGUCCAAACAUUUGCUUGGAGUUUAAUAACUUCUUGGAGGAGCAAUUCCCUAAAGAGUAUGGUGCACAAAAAGAAAGUGUUGAAGAGAAAAAAGCACGGUUUCAACAUAAGAAUCCAUCUUCCUGUUCCAAUUCGAAGGCAUCUGCUAAAAAAAGUUUCAUCACGCCAUUUAGGGGCAGUGAAGACUUCAUUCCGUGGUGGAAUGAACAUGGUUCAAAAGUUCAUGCAGGAGCUGGUUGUGAUUAUUGUGGAAUGUGUCCUAUAGUCGGGAAUAGAUACAGAUGCCUAGAUUGUGUGGAGUUGAUGGGAUUUGACCUUUGCGGAAAUUGCUAUAAUACGCGAUCCAAACGACCAGGUCGUUUCAAUCAGCAACAUACUCUGGAUCACAAGUUUGAGCUUGUCAAGCAGCCAGACAAUCUACAGAAUCUAAUGGUGCGCCUUGUUGGAGGACAUCUCAUAGAUAGUUCUGGGGCUCCUGUUCUUGCCAUUAGUGCUAUCGAAGAUCCCCCGGAUGGUUGGAUUGCUGUUGAAUCAGUUGAUGACCUAGUUAACCCAGGUAACAAUGUAGCUGCUGCUGAUGAGAGUCCUGGUGAUAUGCAUGAUGACACUGACACACAAGACGGUUCUAUUGAGGUGGAGUUUGUUGAUGCUCUGGAAGUUUCUGAGGAUAAUGCAGCUUCUCUUUCUCAUCUUGAUCAUAAUAUCGAUCAAGAUGGUAACAAGGAUCCUCCCUUUUAGAAUAUCUAACACUGGAGCUUUUGCUGCAAUUUUUUGUUAGUUUUUGAAUAUGUGCAUCUUCAGUCCCCCACCCAUGAAACCAGAGGAUAAAGUUAGAUCUUAGUUCUUGAUAAUUGAUAGGGUUCAGGACUUCAGGUCCUGCAGGGGUUGUAAAUGACAAUUCUAUUGUUAAUUUAAUCAGAUCUGUUGUAUACUUGUAUUAAUUUGUAGUUGCUGCUUAAUUUCUAAUGUUAGGAGAUGUGAAUAUUUGGAAGAGGCAGGAUUUUUGUUA